This is a messenger RNA of Lottia gigantea (owl limpet), 210 nucleotides long. RefSeq lists its product as hypothetical. The annotation marks the transcript as partial. Gene Ontology annotation, molecular function: mRNA binding; metal ion binding. The transcript has a single exon. Lineage: Eukaryota; Metazoa; Mollusca; Gastropoda; Lottiidae. The record is from RefSeq and is a predicted model, not a curated record.
UCGUCCCGAUACAAGACCGAACUGUGCCGACCCUUUGAAGAAAAUGGACAUUGUAAAUAUGGUGAUAAGUGUCAGUUCGCCCAUGGUAAACAAGAAUUACAGAAUCUUGCUCGUCAUCCCAAAUACAAGACCGAUUUAUGCCGAACCUUCCACACAAUUGGUUUCUGUCCAUAUGGUCCAAGAUGUCAUUUUAUCCACAGCGAGGAAGAA